ACCGUGAUGAAGAUAGAACCGAAGGACAUGGAUUGGUUACCUAGCAAAAGGCUGGAGGCGGAGCUCAUGAGUCCCAGCCAAUCCUUUGAUGACAAUGCUGCAGACUGCGAUGAAGAAUGGGAUGAGGAGGACAGGGAUUUGUUGCGUAGCAAAGGGCUGGAGGUYGAGCCAGCUCCAGAGCAGAGGGAGAAGAGAGUGAGUGGGGCCCCCUCUCUGUCCUCUCCUGGUAAUGCCUUACUGCUGGGUCUGAAGAGGGUGUCUGUGCGGCUGGUCGACUGCAGGAAAACACCAGGGUUGAGAGGAACUGCUGGAGGAGGAGACGAGGAGGAAGGAGACGUGAUUCAUCAAAGAGAGAGACGUGGCAACCAUGGAUCUUCUGGGGAGCCUCAACAACAACCUCAUGCCGACAACACAGACUGGAGUCUCCCCACAUCAAAACACCUCAAUAAACAACCGCAGAGACAUGCAGGGAAGAAACCUCACCACUGCUAUGACUGCGGAAAUACUUUCAGUGUUUUAUCAGGCUUGAAAAUCCAUCAAUGCACCCACACUGAAAAUAAACCAUUCCAAUGCUCCAAGUGUGGGAAAGGUUUUGCAAAGAACCACUAUCGAAAAAUACAUGAGAAAACGGUACAUGAGCCUCCCACAGAAAGGUCUUACCACUGCUCUGACUGCGGGAAGAGCUACAGUUUUUUAUCAACCUUCAAAAAUCAUCAAAGGAUACACACCGGAGAGAAACCAUUUCAAUGCUCCAAGUGCAAGAAAAGUUUUGCUCAGAAAUCCACURUAAAAGCACACUCGCAAACACACAUGCCUGCCGCAGAAAGGCCUUACCAAUGCUCCUACUGCGAGAAGAAGUUUUGUAUUUUAGCAUCCUUUAAUUUCCAUAUGAGAAUGCAUACUGAAGAAAAACCAUUCCAAUGUUCCGUCUGCGGUAUGCGGUUCAUUCAAGCCUACUUACUGAAAUCACACAAGUUUAAACACAAGCCCACCGAAGAAAAGCCCUUCAGCUGCUCAGAAUGUGGGGCGGUUUUGCCACUAAAGGUAGUCUCAAAUUUCACCAGCUGAUGCACAACCCGAGAGAGAGACCUUACCGCUGUUCUGAGUGUGGUCAUUGUUUCUCUCAUCCAAUAUAUCUGAAGAAACACCAGAAGAGACACAG
Molecule: messenger RNA, 1162 nt
Organism: Salvelinus sp. IW2-2015
Lineage: Eukaryota; Metazoa; Chordata; Actinopteri; Salmoniformes; Salmonidae
Source: RefSeq, a predicted model, not a curated record